Messenger RNA from Suillus bovinus, 1658 nucleotides. RefSeq lists its product as uncharacterized. Gene Ontology annotation, biological process: maintenance of cell polarity; piecemeal microautophagy of the nucleus; exocytosis. The coding region runs from base 123 to 1274 and encodes 383 amino acids. The record is from RefSeq and is a predicted model, not a curated record. Gene Ontology annotation, molecular function: oxysterol binding. The transcript has 11 exons. Gene Ontology annotation, cellular component: intracellular membrane-bounded organelle; membrane; cytosol. Lineage: Eukaryota; Fungi; Basidiomycota; Agaricomycetes; Boletales; Suillaceae.
GUCUGAUACCUGAUCACGUGACACAUUGGUGGAGUACCCUUAAGCUGUGACCGCUCACACCUGUCUCCUCACCCCCAUCACCAUCACAUCGCCUACUACCCAAUCGUUAAUCAACACCAAGCAUGUCGGAACAAGCUGGCGAGGCUGUACCUGCAGCUCAGAAGAGCAGCUGGACGAGCUUUUUGAAGUCUCUGGCUGGCUUCACGGGCGAUCUGUCGGCUAUGACUGCUCCUCCGUUUAUAUUAUCCCCUACGUCCCUUACUGAGUUCCCAGCGUACUGGUGUGAGCGACCCGAGUUGUUCGCUGCGAUUGCAGAUGGAAAGACAGAACAAGCCAGAGCGUUGGCUGUGUUAAAAUGGUUCAUCAGUACGCUCAAAGGGCAAUACACAUCCCGGAACGAAUCAAUGGGAUCUGAGAAGAAGCCGUUGAAUCCUGUUCUUGGAGAACUCUUUUAUGGGUAUUGGCCAGCGAAUGCAGCUCGCGGGGGCAAAACUACCCUAGUCGUAGAACAAGUCUCCCACCACCCACCGAUCACAGCUUAUCGUAUAGAGAAUCUCCAAAAAGGUGUGAUUUUGACUGGACACAGUGCCCAAAAGACGAGUUUCAGCGGAGGAAGCAUCAUCGUGAAGCAAGUUGGCCACGCAGUUCUGACUGUAUCCCUUCCGUCUGGUGAGACCGAGGAAUACCUGAUCACACUUCCUCGACUCCGUAUUGACGGGCUGUGGUACGGAUCCCCAUACAUCGAGCUUGCAGAAACGAAUUACAUUCAAAGCUCUACCGGGUGGCUUUCUACGAUCGAAUACAAAGGCAAAGGCUAUUUCUCUGGCAAAUCACACACGUUCAAAGCAACGCUCACACCGCCUUCACACAUCCACACAUCCCCCCACAUCGUUGAAGGGACGUGGCAUACGACGUCUAAAGAGUUGCAUAGCGGUGCUACGUUCCACGAUGUCACCUCGCCAAAGGAGGAGAUUACAGUCGCACCUGUUGAGGAGCAGGGGGAGUGGGAAAGCAGGAAGUUAUGGCAUGGUGUUGCGAAAGGUAUCAGGGAGGGUGAUUUUGAGAGUGCUGCAACGUGUAAGGGGAAGAUUGAGAACGAGCAAAGGCAGAGAAGACGGGACGAAUCUGCUGGCGGUACGGCGUGGGAGUUGAAGCAUUUUAAACAUGUAGAAUAUGAUACUGUCUACGAACGUCUAGGCAAGCUGUUCAAAGCGAACCCCUCAACAGAGGAUGGAUAUAUUUACCUCGGCAAUGGUCCACACUCUGAGUCUUAGUCUUAGAUGCUGGGAAAGUAUACCUCUAGACGUGCAGACAACCACUGUCAGCCUAUAGAGUAUUGUUUGUACCGUCGGAUAAUCUGGACGUCUGUGGGUGAAUCAACGCUCCUGAUCUGAUACAUUCUCCUACUUUCUUCUUUAAGUUCUUAGUUAUCACGGACAUGGACUUGAUCAAUUAAUUCACACCUUUACUUGGUGUUCGUUGUGUGAGCGUUAACUUAUAAGGCAAUAUUAGACGAUAUCGUAUUGCAGAUACGAACUUGUCUAAUUCCCAUUUUCACACAAUCGUUGGUUCAGCGCGUACGAUAUAUAUAGGAAGGAACGCAUAGAUCACAUAUGGCGAGUUCGUACUGGAUCAAAGAAUGUGAGACUGGAAACACG